Messenger RNA from Bradysia coprophila, 5187 nucleotides. It is a transcript of the gene Toll-6, whose product is annotated as Toll-like receptor 6. NCBI's taxonomy places the organism in Eukaryota, Metazoa, Arthropoda, Insecta, Diptera, Sciaridae. Gene Ontology annotation, molecular function: protein binding. Gene Ontology annotation, biological process: signal transduction. Gene Ontology annotation, cellular component: plasma membrane. The record is from RefSeq and is a predicted model, not a curated record.
GUGAAUUAAGAAUGUAACAGAACUGAACGUCGUUUUAACCAUGAAAAUCAUAGAAUAGUUCUCUGUUUAUUGUUGAAUCGUGUGUGGUUGAGAAACAAUAAUUUUUCGGUUGAACUCUUAUUUUUUUCCCGACUAUCCAUUCAUUUCAUUUACCAGAAGAAACGAAGACGAAAAAAAAGAAAACUCUGAGUGAAACAAGACAAAAGUUGUGUGUGCGGUUAACGGUAGCGUGUUGUUUGUUUUUCGACGAGAGGAAAAAAAAUUGUUUUUUUAAUUAAUCGGAAUAAUUGGAUACACAAUCCGGAUAUGUAAUUGGAUAAAAAUAGAAUGUAACUGGUUGUUCCGUUAACUUUUCCCGAGGAUUAUUUACCAAAAAUGAAUGUGCAGUGGUUUCUAUGAGAGCCAGAGAGAUUCGUGUUCGCGAGUUGUAUGAAAAGAAAGAAUAUUUUCGUCCCAAAUCAAACAAAAUGUUAAUCAAGAAUCGUUCGUACAGUAUGUGUGUGAAACAGAGAAGAAAAUCAAAUCUUGUGAAUUGAGCAAAAUAUUACGUGAUGGAUUUCGAUUAAUGAUCCAACGAAGAAACAACAACAACAACAAAAAAAAGUCGGAAAAUUUCGCACACAUUUUUUUCCCUUGCUUUGGAAAGAAGAGAAAUUUACUGCCACCGAAUAUAAAGUAAAAUUUCAUCUUCCCUUUUCUCAUCUGCCCAUAUUUUAACACAACCACCAUCGUCAUCAUCUAUACGGUCAUACAUAUAGACGAGCGGAGCAGCAAAAAAAUAUAUACGCAAACCACAGAAAGAAGCGAAAAAAAAGAAGUUUUUAUCCAAACAUGUUGUCGUAUAGGAAAUAUUCGAUCCACAGUAUAACACUGGUGAACCUACUGGUGAUGCUGUUGUGUCAUCAUCGAACGAUUUGUGCCACCACAGCCACCACCAAUAAUAACAAUGCCAACAAUCGUCAACAAGAGGUGAUUAGGAAACUCAGCACCAACAAUAUGGACCAAACAUUGAAAUACGAUGCACCAGAUGAUUGUCGCUUUUUAAUAAACGAAAUUCAUGAUGUCUCACUGGCAUGUAAUUUACGAACCAUUAACAGUGAAUACGAUACAACAAACUUUAGUGUUAUACCAGCUGAGCAUACCAUAACGCUAUCAAUAUGCUGCAAUGAUACGAUAAUGGCAAAAAGUUCGUUAGAACCGAAAAGUUUUGUACAUUUGGUACGGCUGAAGGAUUUGUCGUUAGAAUUUUGUAAAAUCGGAAAGUUGUCCCAGGAUGCCAUUUACGGUUUGAAUGAAUUGCGAAAUUUAACGAUCCGGACACACAAUACCAAUUGGCCGGCAUUAAGUUUGGAUAUUGAGGCCGAUACGUUCAGCAACAACAAGAAUUUGGAACGUUUGGAUCUGAGCUUGAACAAUAUCUGGUCGUUGUCGGAGAAUUUAUUCAACACCCUGACCAGUUUGACCUUCUUCAACAUCAGCUCGAAUCGGCUGCAAGACAUCAACGAUCUGGGAUUCCGAGAGAAAAUUAAAACCGACAACGGAACAGUCGUUACGGUGCUAUCGUCGACAUCGUUGGACUUGGAAUUGUUGGAUGUAUCGCAUAACCAUUUCGUUUUAUUGCCAGCGUAUGGAUUCGGAAUAUUAAAACGGUUGAAGCAUCUAAAAAUUCAUGACAAUGAAAUAACGAUGAUAGACGAUAAUGCGCUGGGUGGCUUGAAGAACCUGCAAAUAAUCGAUUUGAGUUCGAAUAAAAUUGUUGCGUUGCCAUCGAAACUGUUCCGGGAUCCGGCCCAAUCGAUCCAGGAAAUUUAUUUGCGUAACAAUUCGAUUAGCGUCCUGUCGCCGCAUCUAUUUUCGAAUUUGGAUCAAUUGCAGGCACUCGAUCUGGGUGUCAAUAAAAUCUCAUCCGCUUGGAUCGACAAGAACACAUUCUCCGGACUGAUCCGGUUGGUGUUGCUGAAUCUGUCCAACAACAAAAUCACCAAAUUAGAACCGCAAAUAUUUUCGGAUCUUUAUCAAUUGCAAAUCUUGAAUCUGCGACACAAUGAACUGGAGACCAUCGCAGCGGAUACAUUUUCCCCAAUGAAUAAUUUGCAUACAUUACUGCUAUCGUACAAUCGUGUUAAAUACUUGGAUGCAUACUCAUUGAAUGGACUGUUCGUAUUGUCAUUGUUAUCGCUGGACAACAACCAACUAACCGGUGUCCAUCCGGAAGCAUUUCGCAAUUGUAGUUCAUUGCAAGAUUUGAAUUUAAACGGAAACGUACUGACCACGGUACCGUUGGCAUUAAAGGAUAUGAGACUAUUACGUACCGUUGAUUUGGGUGAAAAUCAAAUAACAAACGUAACCGAACAAAGUUUUCGUGGCAUGUCCAAUUUGUACGGUUUGCGGCUCAUUGGCAACCAAUUGGAAAACAUAACGAAGAAUACAUUCAAGGAUUUGCCGAGUUUGCAAAUACUAAAUUUAGCCAGAAAUCGAAUUUAUUAUGUGGAACCGGGGACGUUCGAAACGGCUACGAAUAUUCAGGCGAUUCGGUUGGACGGUAAUUUAAUUACGGAAAUAAAUGGACUUUUUGCACAAAUGCCGAAUCUGUUAUGGCUCAACAUAUCCGAUAAUCGUCUCGAACAUUUCGAUUAUUCAGCAAUACCGCCCGUCCUACAAUGGCUCGAUUUACAUAAAAACGAACUCGUCGAACUCUCCAAUCAAUACGGUCUGGAUAAUCAACUCAAGCUGCAAACGAUUGACGCUAGUUUUAAUCGAUUGCGAAAAAUCGGUCCGACGACCAUACCGAACAGCAUAGAGCUGUUGUUUCUCAACGAUAAUUUGAUAAAAUUAGUUGAGCCGCACACAUUUAUGCACAAAACGAAUUUAACUCGAGUUGAUUUGUAUGCUAAUCAAAUAACCAGUUUGGAUGUGAAGGCAUUACGUUUAUUACCUGUGCCGGAAAAUCGCCCGUUGCCCGACUUUUACAUUGGUGGUAAUCCUUUUGUAUGCGACUGUAAUAUUGAUUGGCUGCAGAAAAUUAAUCAGGUCACAAACAAACAAUACCCCCGUAUCGUCGACUUGGAGACCAUUUAUUGCAAACUGUUAUACAACCGUGAUCGGGCAUUCAUUUCGCUCAUCGAUGCUGAACCCGUACACUUUUUAUGUGCCUACAAAACACAUUGCUUUGCACUAUGCCAUUGUUGUGACUUUGAUGCCUGUGACUGUGAAAUGACGUGUCCCAACAAUUGUACAUGCUUCCACGACCAGUCCUGGUCGACCAAUGUGGUUGAAUGUUCAGCUGCCGGAUAUGGUGAAAUGCCAACGAAUAUACCGAUGGACACAACGGAAUUGUACAUUGAUGGCAACAAUUUGGGUGAACUGAGCGGACACAGUUUUAUCGGCAGGAAAAAUUUACGGAUUUUAUAUGCAAACCACUCAAACAUUCAGAUCAUCUACAACACAACGUUUUAUGGACUGAAGAAAUUGACUUAUUUGCAUUUGGAAAAUAACAAAAUUUUACGAUUCCUUGGACAUGAAUUUGAAUUUCUCGAAAAUCUACGUGAAAUCCACUUGCAAAAUAAUCGAAUUUCAUUCAUCGACAAUCGAACAUUUAUGGGGCUGAGAAAGUUGGAGGUGCUGCGACUGGAUAACAAUAAACUGGCCGUCUUCGAAGUGUGGCAAUUGGCGUUGAAUCCGUAUUUGGUGGAAAUCGGUCUGGCUGGCAAUCCGUGGACAUGCGAGUGUAAUUACUUGAGCCGAUUGCGUAAUUACUUGCAAUCGAAUGCCGACAAAAUCAUCGACUCGAAUCAAAUCUCCUGUUCGUACAACAAUCUAACAAGUAUUCUGAAGGACAAAAUUGGUGCUAAAUGCACGCUCAAGGACGGCAUAUCGACUAUAGUGCACACUCAAGAUAUUGAAAGUUUAUUGCCACUGUUGCUGGUGGCCACUUGUAUCUUUGUUGGAUUUUUCAGUUUAAUAUUGGGACUGUUUUGCUAUCGUCACGAAUUGAAAAAUUGGGCACACACCCAGUGUCUGGCCACAAUAUGCUACAAAUCGAACAAUUUCAUCGACGAAUUUGACAAAGACCGGCUGUACGACGCCUAUAUAUCAUACAGUUUGCAAGACGAACAUUUUGUUAAUCAAAUAUUGGCAAAUACGCUGGAAAAUGAUGUUGGCUAUCGGUUGUGUCUGCACUACAGAGACUUCAAUAUCAAUGCAUACGUAGCUGAUACGAUAAUCGAUGCGGUGGAAAGUUCAAAGCGUGUCGUGCUGGUAUUGUCCCGCAAUUUUUUGUACAACGAAUGGUCUCGCUUUGAAUUCAAAAGUGCCAUCCAUGAAUUUCUGAAACGUCGUCGGAAAUUAAUUUUCAUUUUGUAUGGAGAUUUACCGCAACGUGAUAUUGAUGCCGACAUGAGAUUAUAUCUGCGAACGAACACGUGCAUCGAAUACAACGACAAGAAAUUUUGGCAAAAAUUACGUAUUGCACUGCCGCACAUAAGACGAAAUCAUACAAUUGCCAAACGAUCGGCGAUAAAUAUCUACUCGACGAGUCAACAGUACAACACGGCCAGACGGAUGAAUUGCAAUCGCAAUUUCGAUUGCAAUAAUUACGCGACGAUAAACGAUUGUGUGGGCCGGAAUUGUGAUAAAUUCGGUGAUUCGGUCAGUUGUAAAUUUAGUGUGUCGCACGAACAGCGGCUGCACAAUAACACCAUACCGUUGCCGAUGUCAAAGACAUUGGACCGUCAUCACGAGUAUGCGGUGCCGAUAAAUUGCCUGAAAGGAUCAUUUCAGAACUUCAACAUUAGCUGUGAGAAAAUGAGUGAAACAUUCGAAUGCAAAGAAACGAAAAAGUAUUGCCUGUCCAAUUCGGAUACCAGUGUCGUCCAGUGUACGGAUGAUUGUGAAAAUCAUUGUAGUGGCAGUGAUAGUUUAGGUAGAAUAAAUUUAGGUAGCCAAUGUGGUGGAGGUGUCGGAGGUGGUGUUGGUGGCCGAAGUGGUGGUGGCACUGCAACACUGCAGCCCAGCAGUAAAGUGUACAAUUUCGAUAAUGGACAAUGUAAUUGCAGUAAUUCAGAGUGUGGUGACGACGAAUGCAACGCUAAGUGUGAACUGAAUUACACCAAUCCGAGUACCGAUCGAAUGCCACAAGCGAUGUGGUCGUAACAAUUACUCGAUAACAGGUUAGUUAAUACUUACUGA